AUGCUGCACGGCGCUUUGCCGAGGGCCUUCCUGGCCCCCGGCCUCAAUUACUUGAGCUACUACAGUGAGGAAGUACACCCUGCUUACGCCGCGCCACCCGCCACGUGGCACAUCCCGAUGGAGGACCCGUCUUCGCCGGUGUACUCGCGAAUUCCGACCGAGCAUCACUCGUCGUUGCAGUCCUGGGAGUCCUCGAGGUCCUCGACGCCGUGCCCGUUGGACUUGUCGCUGAAGCCGCCGAGCACUCCGAAAACGGAGGAGAUGAUCGAAGUGGGCGAUGAGAAGGACCUCAGGACCCGCGAAGACGAUCAGCAGCUGGUGGUGGACGAUUUCGACACCUUGCGCAGCCCCUCGGCACACUAUGAGCGGCUGAUCUUCAACAAGGAGUCCCCUCGCCUCCAUGACUCGGUGAUGGACAAGGUUCAUCUGCCCGAAGAGAGCACCCGACUGCCGCCGUAUCCCAACGACUUCAGCUCGAAAUACCACCAGAAGCUCUUGAUGACGAGUCCCACGCAAUCGAUCCAAGGUUACCACCAGCAGCUGCUACUGACGCCGCAGCACCAUCUUCAGGGUGUGCACGCGCCGAUGACGCCACCCAGCACCCCGUCGCCGCCUCAAUGCCCCCGGAGAAGAGUCCGGGAGGAGGACCUCGCGUCACCGUCCUCGGGACUCGCCGUCUCCCUCGCGACCCCGAAGCAGAGCAGCGCGGAGAAGAGCAGCAACGGUCAGAGACCGAAGAAGAAGCACGCCAGACGACUCAAGUUCGACGAGGACACCAGCAGCCCGGUGUCGGGCACGGUGAUCUUGGGUCCGGACGAGGCGGUGGUGACCGGCGACAUCGAUCCCGCCUUCAACAUCGUCGAGGUAACGGAGGAGGCGCGAGCCGAGCUCGCAAAGAUCGAGAACCGACUCGGUCCCUAUCAAUGCAAGCUCUGCCGGCAGCUUCACGAGGACGCCUUCCAGCUGGCGCAACACCGCUGCUCCAGGAUCGCUCACGUGGAGUACCGUUGUCCCGAGUGCGACAAGCGCUUCUCUUGCCCGGCCAACUUGGCGUCCCAUCGACGUUGGCACAAGCCGAGACUGCCGAACAACGACGGCAACUCCUCCUCGCCGUCGUCCUCGUCCACCUCCACGUCGGCCGCGGAGAUCCCGUGCACCCGAUGCGAGGCCAAAUUUACCAGGCAGGCCGCCCUGAGGAAGCACUUGGCCGCUCAGCAUCCUGAGACCAACAACACCGGCAGCAGUAACAGCAGCAGCGAUGCUCAGGACGCCGUCGUCAAGCCGGAGGUCGUGCAGACCCUCGCGGCCAGCCAGUUGACCAACGAGAUGACCUGA
Molecule: messenger RNA, 1335 nt
Organism: Dinoponera quadriceps
Lineage: Eukaryota; Metazoa; Arthropoda; Insecta; Hymenoptera; Formicidae
Product: insulinoma-associated protein 1a-like
Exons: 1
Coding region: 1-1335 (444 amino acids)
Biological process (GO): regulation of cell cycle process; negative regulation of transcription by RNA polymerase II; neuron differentiation
Cellular component (GO): transcription repressor complex; nucleus
Molecular function (GO): DNA-binding transcription repressor activity, RNA polymerase II-specific; RNA polymerase II cis-regulatory region sequence-specific DNA binding
Source: RefSeq, a predicted model, not a curated record